AUGAAGCAACGAGUUUCGCAGUUUGAUUCUCUUCUCAAACUCCUCGAUUCGUUCGACGCUGAUAUCAUCUGCUUCCAGUCAGCAUCUUUAAGCUGUGAAAUUGCUUUGCCGGUUGCUGCAGAAGAAGGUUUCACUGGUCUUGUAGUAAACAGUAACUCGCGAGGUGGAAAGAACGAAACUUGUGCGAUAGCUGAAGGUCUUGAGGAUUAUGAGAAAGAAGAGCUUCUUAAGAUUGACCAAGAAGGACGUUGCGUUAUAACUGAUCACGGCCACUUUGUUGUGUUCAAUGUCUAUGGACCACGAGCUGUAUCUGAUGAUGCUGAGAGGAUUGAGUUUAAGCAUCUGUUCUAUGAUAUUUUAGAGAGAAGAUGGGAGUGUCUUCUGCGUCAAGGGAGAAGAGUAUUUGUUGUUGGGGAUCUCAACAUUGCUCCUUUUGCUAUGGAUCGAUGUGAAGCUGGGCCUGAUUUCGAGAAAAACGAGUUCAGGAAAUGGUUUAGAUCUCUGUUAGUUGAACGUGGAGGCUCGUUUUCUGAUGUCUUCAGAUCAAAACAUCCUGAAAGGAAAGAUGCAUUCACGUGUUGGUCCUCAAGUAGUGGAGCAGAACAGUUUAACUAUGGUUCGAGAAUUGAUCAUAUCUUAGUAGCUGGAUCAUGCUUGCAUGAAGACGGAGAUCAGCAGGGACAUAGUUUUCUUGCUUGCCAUGUCAAGGAAUGUGACAUAUUAACAGAUUAUAAGCGGUUUAAGAAUGAAAAUGUGCCAACAAGGUGGAAAGGUGGAUUGGGUAAAAAAUUAAAGGGGUCAGACCAUAUACCUGUAUUCACUAGUUUUGAUGAUUUGCCUGACAUCCCCGAACAUAGCACACCGCCAUUAGCUUCACGAUAUCUUCCCAUGAUUUACGGUUUCCAGCAAACUCUUGCGUCAGUGUUUAUGAAAAGGCAGGCCAAUGAGCAAGCCAGAGCCAUUGAGGUUUCAUGUUCAUCAUCGAGUCAAAGUAACUCUACGCCAAGCUGUGGAGAGAUCUUCUCGACGGGGCCACUCAUAAACUGCGGUUUAAAGGGUAUUUCACCUGAGAAAUCUUGUUCUGUUGAGAAAGAAUCCAUUUGUAACGUUACAGAAACAGACACGGCAUUGAAAGGUUCCAGUGAUAGAACAUCAUCAUUGAGCGCUGAGAAUAUCUCUAGAGAUGGAAUUGGAAACAGGAAGAAAGCAAGGAAGAUCCAAUCUUCUCAGCUUUCUCUUAAGUCCUUUUUCUUCACUACACACUCAAAGGAACACAGUGGCGGGGAGGAAUCUGUUUCCUAUGUUUCCUCAAGUCAGAGCUCCCAAGUCGAGAGCAUCACAGAAGCGACUGUUUCCAGCAAAGAAGACAGUGAACCAACUACUUCAACACAGGAACAAAAUCAAAGCGGCUCUUCGGCUAAACAAAAGAACAACGCAGCUUUAAUGGAGUGGCAAAGGAUACAGAACCUAAUGCAGAACAGCAUACCUCUCUGCAAAGGACACAAAGAAGCUUGUGUUGCUCGGGUCGUAAAGAAACCAGGUCCCACAUUUGGUCGUAGAUUCUACGUCUGCUCUCGAGCUGAGGGGCCUUCCUCUAAUCCAGAAGCAAAUUGUGGUUAUUUCAAAUGGGCUUCAUCAAAAUUCCGAGACAAGUAAAAGAGUGAAGAUAAUGUGAAUGGUUAGCAAUGCUACGGUUAAUCUACUGAGCUAAUAUUAUAUAGUUCAAUGAUGUCGGUAUAUAGUUAAUGUUAUCUAUCUCUCGAGUCUUCUUGACCAAUGUGUAAAGCUGCUGGAUUAAUCUUCUUUCGACGUUCCUGUCUCUAUCAUUUUAUCCCUCUAGUCGUCAUUUUAUAAUGUAAUUUGGUUUCUUUUAAUGUGAUUAAUUAACUUUUAGCUUUCGUAACGUAGCUACAUAUCUAUGUAUAUAGUAAUGUUACAAGUUGCAGAAAUAUCAUUAUAAGGUUAUGUUAUUUCACAUGGAUACGUAUACGUAUACGUAUGUAAGUGUAAUUUUUAUUAUGUAUUA
Thlaspi arvense is the source of this 2026-nucleotide messenger RNA. The record is from the annotation of a GenBank genome assembly. NCBI's taxonomy places the organism in Eukaryota, Viridiplantae, Streptophyta, Magnoliopsida, Brassicales, Brassicaceae.